AUGACGACGAUGCAAAAGGUGGACGCGACGCUCGCGCGGUUUGACCGUAAGUCGCCGCGCGCAGCGUACGCGCAGAUCUGCGACGAGCUGGGCAUCCGCCGCCAGAAGAGCGUCGCCGCGCUGCUCAGCGACGCGCCGCGCGACUGGGAGAAGCACCGCGUAUUCGACUGCAACAAGUUCGUGCUGGGGCCGAAGGGCUGCAUGGCGUUGGUGCCGCUGCUGCUGUGCAGCCGCUCGCUGCGCCGCGUCAGUCUCUGCGGCUGCCAGAUCACGGACGAGUUCGUCGCAGAGUUGGCGGAGACGCUGCAAGACCACCAGUCGAUCCGCAGCGUCGAUGUGAGCGACAACCCGCUCGUGACGGUGUACAGCGCUGACCCCAUCAUCAAGCUGCUGCGCGCCAACAAGAACGUCGUGCGCUUCUCCGUCGAGGGCACCCACAUCGGCACCAACGUGGCGAACAUCAUCAACGACCUGUGCGACCGCAACCACAGCGAGGUGGCGCAUUACUUCUGCGACGACUACUUCCGCAUGAAGAAUAUCUUCAACUACCUCGACGGCGACGGCUCGGGAUGGGUGCCGCUCCGCAGCCUCGUGCUCAACGCGCCCUACCCAGUGCUGCAGGAGCAGCUUAUCGAGCGCAUAGCGCAGAAGCGNCCGCGCAAGCGCUCCGAUAACACCAUCUCCGUCAACACCUUCCUCGAGCUCGUGUACUUCAACUACAAGUCGGAGGUAGAGAUCGCGAGGCGCGCCAAGGAGGUGGACAACGAAUACAACAACAUCAUCAUCAACUGGAAGCGCCUGCUUGAGAUGAUGAAGGGCGACGAAAACACCGGAGAGGCAAAGCCGGAGGGGGAAAAUAAAAACAGCAACGACGAGGCGGCCUCUGAAAUCGCGCCGCUGCCGGUUUUGCCGCCUGCAGACCUGCACCGCCUGCGCAUCCGCGGCCAGACGCUCAGCCUCGCCGAGGCACGCGAUAUUGUGGAAACCGCAAUGAAGCUGCAGAUCGAUGCCGACGCCCGCAGCCUCCCCGAGGACGCGGAGCAGGCGGAUGGGCAGCAGCAGCAGGAAGAUGGACAGCAGGAGCCGCGUGUCGUGCAGCUCACGCUGCCGUGCCUGCGGCGCGCGUACCGCACCGUGUCGCAGCCGCCGCCGCUGCCCAACCGCUUCCUCUUCCUGCAGGAGCACGAGGAGGACUACAUCCCCGCCAUGAUGCGUGCCGGCUCGCGCCUCAUCAGCAUCUCGAAGCUUUCGUUCCUCGACAGCUUCCGCUCAUCCGGCGGCGGCAGCGUCGCGUCGGGCGCCGACGAGACAGAUUACAACGACGAGGAGACGCGCGUGCGCUGGUGGGCGCUGCCGCCGGCGAUGGUGAGCCUCGUCACGAAGUUCUUCAACAAGCAGCACGCGAAGCUGCCCAAGAAGCGGCAGUCGACGCUCGUCAUCUCGCCGCGCACGCAGCGCGACAACGCGAUGGAGAAGGCGACGAUCCCCAUCGCCACUUUCCUCGCAGGGGAGUUCCGCACUGAGCUUGAGACGCUGCGCCCGCGCCUCCUCGCCGACAAGUUCAUGCAGUACAGCAUCCCCAUCGACGUCUCCACCAUCACGCUGCAGGAGAUGGUGAACUGCCUCAAUGAGUACUACGUGGAGACACGCGUGGACAAGGCGUUGACGGUGCAACAGAUACGUGCGAUGACGAUGCCGGAUCCGGACCCGCCCAAGGCGCCCGCCGUCGAAUUGGCGUCGUCGGCAUUCGAAGAGAUGUAA
This is a messenger RNA of Trypanosoma grayi, 1761 nucleotides long. Its product is annotated as calpain-like cysteine peptidase. Bases 1 to 1761 code for a protein of 586 amino acids. NCBI's taxonomy places the organism in Eukaryota, Euglenozoa, Kinetoplastea, Trypanosomatida, Trypanosomatidae. The record is from RefSeq and is a predicted model, not a curated record. The transcript has a single exon.